GCGUUGAAUGCAGUCGACCAUGAAUACCUACGGCAGGAACAGCAACUGAAUAUGCCGUAUCCCUUGUGACAGUUAGAGAUAGGGUUAGGAACGGAUACGAAGGACAGAGAAACUAAAUUCAAAUGUAUAAGCGACUUUCCGGUGGCAACACGUGUUCGGCCAGCAAAGCGUAAUAUUGUUUGGGAAGCACUAUGGAUCAGGACACUGCGGCUUUGUUCAAGAAAUUGUACGACGAAAUCGACAGGUUGUCUUACCAGUCGGUGUGUGAAAUAAAUUUCGAAAAGUCGGAAAACGUAGCGGAAACAGUGGCAACCAUUCCCAAAUCAUGUGAAAUUUUACAAGAUUGUGAUAUCGAUGAAUUGAUUGAAUACUCAAAAAAGUUUGUAGAAAAGACUAGGAAUGAAUUCGGAGAUAAUGCAAAACACUACGAAGAGCAUGCUGUUCAAUGUUCAAGAAAUAAUAAGAAACUUAACAAAAAGUUGAAUACACCCCCGAAGUGGGUGAAUAAUAGUCAGAAAGAGACCAAUCGAGCAACGGCUAUUCGAAUUAUCAAGCGAAUUCCGGAAACUACAUCGGUUGUAAAUCCGACGCCUGUGGCAAAUGUCACUAAAUAUAUGGCAGUUUCUCAAUUGAACAACCAGAAACCUGCAGCCCGAAAUCUACUAAGCAACAGAACAGUAUUGCCGAAGCGAUAACGCCGAGUUCAGCCAACGUCCCC
Molecule: messenger RNA, 718 nt
Organism: Topomyia yanbarensis
Lineage: Eukaryota; Metazoa; Arthropoda; Insecta; Diptera; Culicidae
Exons: 3
Coding region: 192-695 (167 amino acids)
Source: RefSeq, a predicted model, not a curated record